GCCCUAUGUUUCUGGGAAAGAGUAUACUACUAGAUAUCGUCGCUUCAUGCCCAGGUACUGAAACAGACCAGCACGAUUGUCGAUUAUACUAGUCCGUACUACUAGAAGGCUAACAGAAGUAGUAGAAGUGGCAGGCACUGACUGAUCUUUGGACUAGUAGGCCGGCAUUGAGAUUUGAGAGCUGUUUGCAUUUGACGAGAGAAGUCUGGUUGUUUUUUGUGUUUCAAGAUCAUGGCCAAGAUUGUGAUUGGAAAAGAUGGAGAUGAGGUGUCCUCUCAUCUCUGUCAGGCCAUUGAGAAGCAGUAUGAGUCGUACGACCCGUCGGGAUCAAGGCCGUUCGUCAUUGGGUUGUCGGGCGGAUCGUUGCCCAAAUUCUUCGCGGCAGGUGCGCCCCAGAUGACCAAAAUCAAUUGGAACAAGGUCAAGUUCAUCUUUUGCGACGAGCGUCUCGUCAGCUUUGACGAUCCCGAGUCCACCUUCAAGGUCUACAGGGAGACAUUCAUUUCCAAGGUCAACGGAGUGACCAAGGAUCAGUUUGUGGUCAUUGAUCCAACCAAGGACGUUGAAGCUUGUGCUCAAGACUACCAAGAGCAACUAGCUCAAUUGGACAGUCCCCAGGAUGGCUCAUUUCCGAUAUUUGACGUACUGCUCUUGGGCAUGGGACCUGAUGGUCAUACCUGCUCCUUGUUCCCGGGUCAUCCUCUUUUGGAUGAGCAAUCCCGGAUUGUGGCUUCUAUUUCGGACAGUCCCAAGCCACCACCUAAUCGGGUGACCUUGACUUUGCCCGUGUUGAACAAAGCUCGGGCUUGUAUUUUUGUCUCCACAGGUGAAGGCAAGAAAGAGAUCCUUAAGAAGAUCCUCGAGGAUAAGGAGGAUUUCCCGGCAGGGCGUGUUAAGCCCGAGACAGGGACUCUCACGUGGAUCUUGGAUGCUCCGGCAGCAUCUCUUCUCAAACUAUAAUCUGGAUUUUAUCAUGCUGUUUCUAAAUAUACUCGUUGAAACGAA
Tigriopus californicus is the source of this 1005-nucleotide messenger RNA. Its product is annotated as 6-phosphogluconolactonase-like. NCBI's taxonomy places the organism in Eukaryota, Metazoa, Arthropoda, Copepoda, Harpacticoida, Harpacticidae. Gene Ontology annotation, molecular function: 6-phosphogluconolactonase activity. The transcript has a single exon. The record is from RefSeq and is a predicted model, not a curated record. Gene Ontology annotation, biological process: carbohydrate metabolic process; pentose-phosphate shunt. Bases 232 to 960 code for a protein of 242 amino acids.